This is a messenger RNA of Thermothelomyces thermophilus ATCC 42464, 471 nucleotides long. RefSeq lists its product as uncharacterized. The record is from RefSeq and is a predicted model, not a curated record. Gene Ontology annotation, cellular component: mitochondrial inner membrane. The annotation marks the transcript as partial. Lineage: Eukaryota; Fungi; Ascomycota; Sordariomycetes; Sordariales; Chaetomiaceae. Gene Ontology annotation, molecular function: pyruvate transmembrane transporter activity. The transcript is spliced from 3 exons. Gene Ontology annotation, biological process: pyruvate import into mitochondria.
AUGUCGCCGACAAGCAGCAUCUUCCGCGCGGCCCGGCCGGCCUUUCGCGCCCGCCCGUUCUUCUUCCGCCCCAAGCUGCAGCAGCACCAGGCCGGUCGCGCUCGCUUCCAGAGCACGACGGCCGGCGCCACGACCGAGUCGUGGGUUAAGCGCAUGUGGAACAGCCCCGUGGGACUGAAGACGGUGCACUUCUGGGCCCCCAUCAUGAAGUGGGCUCUCGUCAUCGCCGGCAUCUCCGACUUCACCCGCCCGGCCGAGAAGCUCUCGCUCACGCAGAACAUCGCGCUGACCUGCACCGGCCUGAUCUGGACCCGGUGGUGCCUGAUCAUCAAGCCCAAGAACUACCUCCUCGCGGCCGUCAACUUCUUCCUCGGUUGUGUCGGCGUCGUCCAAGUCACCCGCAUCGGUAUCUGGCACCAGUCGCAAAAGCGCCUGCCCCAGAAGGUCGAGGAGGCCAAGGAGGCGGCUGUU